Messenger RNA from Carassius gibelio (silver crucian carp), 1504 nucleotides. It is a transcript of the gene dusp29, whose product is annotated as dual specificity phosphatase 29. The transcript is spliced from 3 exons. The record is from RefSeq and is a predicted model, not a curated record. Gene Ontology annotation, biological process: negative regulation of MAPK cascade; protein dephosphorylation. Bases 389 to 991 code for a protein of 200 amino acids. Gene Ontology annotation, cellular component: cytoplasm. NCBI's taxonomy places the organism in Eukaryota, Metazoa, Chordata, Actinopteri, Cypriniformes, Cyprinidae. Gene Ontology annotation, molecular function: protein tyrosine/serine/threonine phosphatase activity; MAP kinase phosphatase activity.
ACUAUUAGUGUGCUAUGGUGUUCAUGUCACGUCUUGUAUCAGUUGAGAAACAUAUAAAUGUAUUUUUGAGGGGUUCAGCUCUCUCUAGUGAGAGAAAGGUAGAACAGACCUCUAAAAAUAACCCAGAAUUUAACACCCAACUCCAACCGUUCGUCAGCCCAAAGCAGUCGACUCAGCUCAGCACGGACUCCUGAUCUGACCUGAACACAAAAAAAUAGAGAAAGAGACAGAUAUUGAAGUCAGAAGUGAUACGGAGACAACCUCCAGCUGUUGAUUUACACCUAAAAUGAGACGUAGUUCAGCAUUCGGCCUGGUUUUCAUCUACGCUUCUGCCUUUGGGCCUUGUUUAUACCCUCUCAUGCUGUUUUAAUCGAACGCGUGUUUGAAGAUGACCUCAAGGAGGAAGUUUGGAGUGAAGUCUGAGGUUUCUGAAGAGAAAGAGGAAUAUGUGACACCAAACGGCUACGAGCUGGAGAAACACCUGACGCACGGCAGCGUCGCCUACACACACGUCAAUGAGGUCUGGCCUAACGUCUACAUAGGGAACGAAGAAACAGCAAAGGACCGAUACAAGCUGAAGACGAUGGGCAUCACACACAUCCUGAACGCAGCCGAGGGCGAGUGGAACAGUGUGGACACCGGCGCUGAAUACUACAGAGACAUGGACGUGCAUUACUACGGGAUCACGGCGGAAGAUGUUCCCACGUUCAACCUCAGCCAGUUCUUCUAUCCUGCCGCAGAACACAUCCACCAGACCCUCAGAAACCCCCAGAAUAAGCUUCUGAUCCACUGCGUGAUGGGCCGCAGUCGCUCCGCCACACUCUUCUUGGCCUACUUGAUGAUCUACGAGCACAUGACGGUUGUAGACGCCAUCGAGCAGGUCAAACGCAGACGCCGCAUCAUCCCAAACUGGGGCUUUCUGAAGCAGCUGAGAGAGCUGGACACACACCUGCUGGAGCAGAGAAGAGCUCAAAACACACUUAAACACUAAAAACACUUAUUGAGAGAAGAGCUAUUUCUCUUUACAUUUCUGGGUGUAGACAAUGGCAGCCAGUGAAUAGUGUUUAAGUUUGAGGUAUGUCUAGUUUUAGUUCUGUGCAAGGAUUGGUGCAUUUGUGCAUCACACACACACACACACACACACACACACACACACACACACACACACACACACACACAUAUAUAGAAGAACUCUUGUCUAUACUUGAAAACAAUAACUAACAAACACAAACAACAAAAACACUAAAUUAAUACAACUUUAAUAUGAAGAAUACAGCUAAAACGAAUUAAAAAUACUGAUACUAAAACAACAACGACACAACUUUGGAACAGUUAAAAUGUUUUUAUUAAACUGGUCAGUUGAACAGUCCUGUUUCAUAAGCAGAAAGAGCAAGAGGAAAACAUUUCCCACUUCAGAUACAGCUUAUGUGUAUUUAGAGACUUUUGUGCGUUUAAGAUACAAUUUGGUAUUUCAAAGUAACAAUAAAUACCUGAAAGAUGUCAA